Messenger RNA from Rosa rugosa (rugosa rose), 798 nucleotides. RefSeq lists its product as uncharacterized. The record is from RefSeq and is a predicted model, not a curated record. Bases 141 to 647 code for a protein of 168 amino acids. Lineage: Eukaryota; Viridiplantae; Streptophyta; Magnoliopsida; Rosales; Rosaceae. The transcript is spliced from 2 exons.
UUCUCGAUCUUUCGCCAACACACAAGUUCUUCACCAAACGUGUCUUCCAUCCCUGCACCCAACAACCGCACCAUAUGUCCAUAUCUACAUAAACAAUCCGACCAGCUCUCAACACAGAACAUUUCAGAUUACCAAAAACCAUGGCGGCAAGCGACGAGUUCAGACUGGUCUUACCAGGAAUAGACCACGAAGGAAAACUACUCAGAAAGUACACCGCAGAAGGUCAAGGAGCCAAGAAGAACAUCUCUCCGCCAGUAGAAUGGUACAACUUACCCCCAGGAACCAAGAGCCUAGCCCUUGUGGUGCAGGACAUAGAUGCACCAGAUCCGAAAGACCCGCUUGUGCCGUGGACCAAUUGGGUGGUGGUGAACAUUCCACCGGGUGUGAAGUGCCUGCCGGAAGGUUUUUCCGGGAAAGAAGAGGAUCAGAUGGGCGGACAGUAUGGCGGGCUCAAAGAAGGUAACAAUGACUUAAAGGUUCCGGGGUGGUGUGGGCCAAAGUUGCCGUCGCCGGGUCACCGCUUCGAGUUCAAGCUCUAUGCUUUGGAUGAUGAGCUUCAUCUUGGUCACAAGGUGACGAAGGAGAAGGUGUUGGAGGCAAUUGAAGGGCAUGUGCUUGGAGAAGCAGUGAUGAUUGCGUAUUUUUGAUGCUAAUGCCAUGAGAUAAUCAGUUGUUUAGAUAUAUGUUUUAUCGUCGCUAGUGCUUUGUACUCUUUGACUAGCUAUCUUCAAUCAAAAGUUCAUAACUUCACAUAUGUAUAAUUUACUGUUCUAGUGGAAUGGGCUUCAGGGUUAUAUC